Messenger RNA from Podarcis muralis (Common wall lizard), 1827 nucleotides. The record is from RefSeq and is a predicted model, not a curated record. NCBI's taxonomy places the organism in Eukaryota, Metazoa, Chordata, Lepidosauria, Squamata, Lacertidae.
CCCGGCCGCCGGCUCGGCCCCUCGCCGCUCAUUUCGCCCCCAGCGCCGCUCCCCUCACAGCUACGCCCGCUCCCCGCGGGGCGCCCGCCCCUCACCUGCAACUUCGGCGCCUCGCGGCUGGCGCGAAAACUUGGCUGUGGCGCUGAGGAGGACGCGGAGAGGCGCCCGGCGGAGAUGCGGGGAGGAGGCUCCUACGGGGCAGCCAGACAGACAGACCCGCCGGGCCCAAUCGCAGCCCGGCACUUCUCCCUCCGUCCAAUCCUCGGCUUCAGGAGGCGGCGGCGAAGGCGAGGCUGGGCUGUGAGCGGCGUUCAUCUCCACGCCAACGUGCAAACAUCCACCUGGGGAGCGGACCCGGUGCAUGCCGCGGCGAGGCGAGGGGGGGAGCAAAGAAGGAAGGCUAAUGUCCUUUCACCUCCUGCAAACAUCGUAGGCUUUGAGUGCAGCUUAUGGAAGAGCACUGUGGCUUUUCUAGCUUCGGGAAGGAAACCCUCCCGUUUCCUGCCUGUUGGGGCUCGAUCUGUUGCAAGGCGAAUUGCAAUGGUAUUGCGGCCUCCCCUUAGCGAGGGUUGGUACCUUCCCAACAGAUGCAAGCCGAUACUCUAAUGAGAAGGCAGCAAAGGAUGCUCCAAGAAGGUUAAGGCUGGGGAGGGAUGCUGGCGUAGUCUGAGGCGGCCACAGGUAGAAGUGCAAAACCGUGUGCACUUGUGGAAGGAUGCAGGCGCUUUAUUCUCUCGCAUGUGCACAAACAGCAACAAAUCCAAACGCCGUUGCACCUUAAAUGUGAACAUCUUUGCUUUUGUCUCAAAAGUUUAUUAUUUCUUGCUGGGAAUGACCAGAGAUCACACACUGACAACCUUCCCCAACGUGGUGCCCUCCAUCUGUUUUUGGUCUACAAACCCUAUUGUCCCUGUGCAUUGGCUAUCUUGCCCCUCCAAAACACCUCGAGGGCAACAAACAACUUGCCCUUCCAAAACACCUUGGAGAAGGCUGUCAUAGAAUCAUGAAAUUGUGGAGUUGGAAGGUAUCCCCAGGGGUCAUCUAGUCCAACCCCCUGCAAUGCAGGAAUCUCAACUUAAGCAUCCAUGACAGAUGGCCAUCCAACCUAUGCUUUUAAAAACCUCCAAUGUCUACUCAGCCAAACUAGCAAUUCAAGAUUGUUGCCCAAUCUGCAAAUCAGGAGUGGGGGCAGGUUCUCAAACUUUGCACUUCUGGGUUUGUUUGUUUGUUUGUUAGAUUCAGUUUCCUCUAGGUGUUCUUAUAGUGUUAUGGUGUUCAUAUACUGAAGAUGUGUCCAAAUAUGCUCACUUGUUGCAAGGUUUUCCUUUUAUAUUGCUCACAAUAUAACAAUAUCACAAUUUAAAGCCUGUUUUCUUUGCCUCUGACAGUUCACAAAGACAGACAAUAAGAGCUUGGGAGAACUCAAACAUUUGCAUGCUGUUUUGGGAUAUUUUACCAGGUUAGGUUAUAUCCUGUCUUUAUUGAGCACCCCUCCUGAUCUUCUUCUUAAUCAUUCAUUAAUCCCACAAUCUUCAGUGCAUUUCCCCAUCACUUUCCUAACUUCUAAAUGUUGGUUUCUUCUCUCUCUCUUUUUUUUAAAGUGAAUUUGUUGCACUAGACUAGAAUAACCACCCAAUAGAAAUGGUUCAGUUUGUUUUGAGUGACACAGCACAAAGAAUGGCCCUCUGUGCACUAGCUGGGAAGGGGAGAAUGGAAACAGAAAAAGGAGUUAGACAAAAUCACUAUAAAUUGUUGUGGGGGUUUGGAGGUUUAAUCUGAAAUCAAGAUGGAUUUGGGUUUGUUGGUGUCUCUGGUCACUUCUCUCUC